Molecule: messenger RNA, 4175 nt
Organism: Erinaceus europaeus (western European hedgehog)
Lineage: Eukaryota; Metazoa; Chordata; Mammalia; Eulipotyphla; Erinaceidae
Product: zinc finger protein 709-like
Exons: 6
Coding region: 313-1983 (556 amino acids)
Biological process (GO): negative regulation of transcription by RNA polymerase II; regulation of immune system process; regulation of cytokine production
Source: RefSeq, a predicted model, not a curated record
CUCUAAAGUGAAAGGGGACACUCUGGGAAUUAAGCCAUGCUGGCUCUCUUGUGUUCUCGGGGUCCCCGCUUUUCUCUCAGGGUCGCUCUCACCUCUUGGUGAUUCGGAACCUCCAGGAGGACGCUUCAGCGGGUCCGGAGCCUGGACGGCAGAUGGUGCAGUGCUGUCAGGUGAAGAGGCCUUGCUGGUGGAUUUAAAGCAGAGUCUCAAGCUACUGCUGUGAUUUCAUCUUCUGGCCUGAAAGGGGAGUCCCAGCAGGGGGACAUUUCUCUUCAUAAUCUAGCCUGAAAAGGAAGUCAAGAGAAGGAGAAAAUGGCAGUUUUUCAGCCAAGCUGCUGCCUCUGGACUGUGGAGGAAGAGCCCCUCGUUGAGGAUCCUGAAGCUACAAACACAGACAAUGCUUCAUACCCUUCUGCUUUCCCUCCUCCAGCUUCUCUGCAGCAGCAAGAGGCCGACUGUCAGGACACAGUCAACUGUGAAGACGUCAUUGUGACCUUCACUCCUGACGAGUGGGCAUUGCUACAUACUUCCGAGAAGAAACUCUAUGGAGAUGUGAUGGGGGAGACCUUCGGGAAUCUGGUCUCCAUAGGAACAUUAUGGGAGGAUCAUGCCAUCAGAGACCACUACAACAACCAAGGAAGGAAACAGAGAUACAUAGUAGAGAUAAUCUGGGAAGGCAAGGAAGGAAAUAAAGAUGGAGAGAACCCCUAUGAAUAUAAAGUAUGUAGCGAUGCAUUCAGUUUUCCCAGUGUUCUUCAGACCCAUCAAAGAAUUCAAAGAAUUCACACUGGAGAGAAACCGUACGGAUGUGAAAUAUGCCGCAAAUCAUUCAGUUCUUCCAGUUACCUUCAGAUUCACAAUAGGACCCAUAGCGGAGAGAGACCAUACGUAUGUAAAAUAUGUACAAAAGCAUUCAUUCGCUCCAGUGCUCUCCGGAUGCAUUUAAGGACCCACAGCGGAGAGAGACCUUACUCCUGUAAGAUAUGCGGUAAAGCAUUCAUCCGUUCUAGUUCUCUGCAGAUGCACGUGAGAACUCACAGUGGAGAAAAGCCCUAUAUCUGUAAACUCUGUAGUAAAGCAUUCACUCGGUCCAGCUCUCUGCAGGUACACCUGAGAAGUCACAGUGGAGAGAAACCGUACACAUGCAGGAUCUGUAGCAAAGCCUUCAUUCGUUCCAGUUCUCUCCAGAUACACGAAAGAACGCACACUGGGGAGAAACCUUACGAGUGUAAAAUAUGCAGCAAGGCGUUUAAUUGUUCCGGGAACCUCCAGAUACACGAAAGAACCCACACGGGCGAGAAGCCCUACGAGUGCAGGGUGUGUAGGAAAGCGUUCAGUCAGUGCAGUCACCUGCAGAUCCAUGAAAGGACACACAGUGGAAAGAAACCCUAUGAGUGUAAGCUAUGCAGUAAGACAUUCCAUUACUCCAGCUCCCUGCAGAUACACGAAAGGGUGCACAGCGGAGAGAGGCCUUACGUCUGUAAGAUAUGUAGCAAGGCUUUCAUCUCCGCCAGUUACCUUCAGGCACACGAGAAAACACACAGUGGCGUGAAGCACCACGAAUGCAAGAUCUGCAGCAAAACAUUUGCUUCCAACAGUUACCUGCAGACCCACGAGCGUAUGCACUAUGGAGAGAAACCCUACGAGUGUAAGAUAUGUAGCAAGGCGUUCAGUUCUGCUAGCUAUCUCCAAACACACGAGAAAAUGCACAGCGGGGACAAACCCUUUGAAUGUAAACUGUGUAGCAAAUCCUUUGUUCACUACAGUUCCCUUCACACACACGAGAGAACUCAUAGCGGCGAGAAACCCUUCCCAUGUAAGAUAUGCAAUAAGGCAUUCCGUUCCACCAGUAACCUUCACGCACACGAAAGAAGGCACAGCGGAGAGAGACCCUAUAAGUGCAUAAUAUGCAGUAAGUCCUUCGGUUCUUUCAGUCAUCUUCAGAGACACAACAAAACCCACAGUUCAGAGAAACCCUACUAAGGUCAGCUGUGGGAAAUGAAUUUAGUUCCCGCACAUGUAUUUUCAGAUACAAGAAAUAAAAUGGUGUAGAGAGAAACCCCAUGGGUAUAAAUGUUGUCGUAGAGAUACUUAAGUCAUUCCAGUCAUCAUCUUCAAAUGCAGGAAGCCCUAGGGAUGUAAAACCCUUUUUUUUUCUUUUAAAUAAAAGCCACACACAAGUGAGCCAGCCCAUCCUGGAGGACAAUGAUGUAGAAUUGUCAAAGUUGGCAAAAAAAAACGUUUCAGUUGUUGAGCUUCACUUCAAACAAACAGGCACCCACAGGACAGUGAAGUGAUUCUUACUGUAAAUAGAAUGAAAUGCCCUGUGAAAACAUCAGCCUGAUAGAAAUGAAUUCAUGUAUAUAUUGGUCCUGAAGACCAAUUUCAGAACGAAAGCUUCCUUUUUUUAAUUACAUUUGUAAAUAUAGUUUAUCGAGACUUUUUUUUUUAACUAAAAACACUUUUUUAGAUUACUUUUUUAAUCAGAGCACACUGCUAGCAGAUGGUAGUACUGGAGAUUUUGAACGUGGGACCUCAGAGCCUUGACUAUGAAAGGUAACUGCUUAACAGUUAGGCAGUCUUUGCAGCCCAGUCACGCCAUGUUUGAAUUGCAUCAUUGCAUGUGAACUUCUGACUCUUAGAAUCAAAUAUUCAGGACAGCUAAUUAUGCAAAUCUUUCAACGUACUAUGAGAAUGGUAGGUACAGGCUUUUUUUUUAAUUAUUCGUAGUAGUAGAACAGUUAAUAUCUUUCCAUGUUGAAGUCUGUUAGAUUUAUAGUACAACUUGAAGUGUAUUUUUAACAUGCCAUUAGGUUAACUCCUUUUUUUUUGUUAAGAAAUGACACUUAAGACAUAUGAAUUUUCCUAAUGGUCUGUGCCAUUUCUGGGUUAUGUAUAUAUAUAUAUAGUUUCUUCUGUAAUGUGUGUCCCCUUUUUUGCCACCAAGAAGCUUGGUGCCUGCAUGAUUUUACCAUUCCCAAUGGCCAUUUGUCCUUUUUGUCUUUUCCUUUUUUUUUUUUUAAUAGCGGGUGAAUAUGUGUGUGAGAGGAGACACCUGUAGCAAUGCUCUCCUGUUCAUGAAACUUAAGCCUGCCUGUGGGGACCAGACUCUUGAACCUGGGUCCCUAUGAAUGGGUGAACCACCACCAGCCAUUUUUUUUUUAAUUUUUUCAUUUCCUUACAAAACCUUGGAAUACACUUAGAUGACAGUAAAGACUUUGGAUUCAUUGAACUACUAUCUUUUUUUUAAAAAAGAGAAAGUUUUAUGUUUUCAUUGGGAAAGAUAACCAGAACAUCACUCCUGGCAUAUUGCCGUGCGAGGGGUUGAAUGCAGAGCCUCCUGCUUGAGGGUCGAAAAGUUCAGCUCCCUGGGCUGCUGGAUGAUUCCAUUUUAGAUAAGUGCUUGGCCUUUUUACCUAGAUAUUUGCUGGAUAGACUGAAUUAAGAGAGACCUAUGCCCUAGUCAAGUAAAAUCUAGAACUGGAGUCAUUCCGUUAUGGGCAAUUUAAGAAUUUGUACUUUCCAGAAGCCAUAUUCUUUUUGUUUCCAUGAGAGAAUUUACCUGGAGCUCAAUUAGCAUGACUUAAAAAGUCAGGUACAAAAAGGAAGACAAUAGUUAUAAGAGUCACCAUUCAGAAAGAGAUACUCACAGGAGCUGAAAGAACACUUUCUUACAAGAUUGUUGCCCUCUGUCUUUCUUAUCAAAGACAUCCACAAAGCCAGCAAUUGGACUGCAGCUCAGUGAUAAAAACACAGGAUUUCUGUGAGGUCCUAUGUCCAGUCUCUGGCACUGCAUUUGAUAGAAUAUAGCUGUUCUCUUGAGUAAAGAGAAGUCUUAAAAAUGCAGGGUGGUGGCCCAGUCGGUAACAACGAUGAGAAAAGAGCAUUGAACUCUUCAAGCAUGAGAUCCUAAGACUGAUCCCUGGCAUUGGCACGUGUGGUAGCAAUGCUCAGAUUCUCCCUCUCUUCCCAUGAAUAAAUCUUUAUGAAAUACUGGGUAAAAACGUAAACUAGCUCUGGUGUAUGAUACCAGAUUCAAGGGGGUGGUGGGUUGGGUGGGGGAGGGGAGGCGGGGAGUUGUGUUUUUCAACGUAUGAUGGUGGAGGAAGACAGCAGAGUGUGUAGACGCCUAUCAUAGUAAAAAAAAAAUUGCUUAUGUAAUUAAUAGCUAUCUU